AGGAAUGCAGCAGAAAGCCAAAAGCCAAAAGCCAAAAGACGGAAGAGCCUCGUGCACCUUUCGGCAGAGCGCGGAUCACGAAGGAGGAGGCGGUGAGGCAGAGCAGAGCAGAACAGAGAUCGACAGAACGCAUCUGCGUGCGUGGUUUGUCUCUUCCUCGCAGCGCACGUUUCUUCGUGCGCAAGGCCAGGGCAGGCCUGGAGGGUGGGCAGGUCGAGGAGCUCCGUCUCAGGAUCCAUUGCCAUCACCAGGAUUGGUUGGUAUCAGGGAAGGGAAGUUCUGCUGGAAGCAGUCGUGUCGCGUAAAUCGUGAGCUCCACGAGACCUGGAGAAUUUUGUAGCGUUGGAACUUGAAGGAGUGCUGGAAUCGACAGUGAGUUGGUUCGUUUGCUGGAGGAGACGGAAGGAAGAGGGUAGAGAUCUGGCAAGAGGUGGGCGAGGAGCCCGGCAGAGCAAUGUCGGAUUACCAUUUUGUGUACAAGGACGUGGAGGGGACGAGUACACAGUGGGAUGACAUUCAAACCAAAUUGGGCAAUCGGCCCGCGAAGCCGGCUCCUCACAAGCCUCCGGCAUGGAGCCCUGCGGAAGACGAGCGCGAUCAGGUCAAGAACAAGGAGUGGAUGAGCACUAAGACUGUAGAGGAAUUGGAAGACCUUGCAGAUGAUCCAGAUCUGGAUGAUGAUCGGUUUAUGGAGGAGUAUCGGAAAAAACGUAUGCAAGAGCUGACGGAAAAGACUAGGAAAGCGCGAUUCGGCUCAGUUGUGUCCAUCACAGGAUCGGACUUCAUACGAGAGGUCUCACAAGCUCCUCCGGAUGUCUGGGUUGUCGUCCACCUCUACAAAGACGGAAAUCCCAAUUCUGAGCUGCUGGGUCAGUGUCUAGAUGACUUGGCUACCAAGUAUACAGGAACCAAAUUUGUGAAGAUAGUGUCGACAGAUUGCAUCAAAGAUUAUCCAGACUUCAAUUUACCAACUUUACUUGUCUACAACAACACUAAUGUCAAAGCCACGCUAGUUGGUCUUCAACACUACGGAGGUCGGAGAUGCACACCAGAAGAUGUGGCAUUUAAGUUGGUCUCGAUAGGUCCUGUUCUAUUGGGCCCUAAUGACGACGAUAGAGAGGCCGUUACGGAGAGAGUGCGUAGAGAUUUUUUAGAAAAAAUUGUAUCUAAACUUGAGCAAAAAGAGGCUGAUUCCGAUGAUGAUUAGUUCACAACUCCCGUUAGGAUAGAGAUUUGAUAGGUAGGAUCAUACAAGGCCUUGGAAGUGUUUAUUUUUUGGGCUUAGGAGCCGCUUUCUGUAAAGGUUGCCUCCGUUGAUGUAUGUACGAGCAUACAAGAUGAGAUGUGUUUUUAAAAUUGUAGUUCUACAGAACACUAGGCAUAUGGUUCGCCUGGUCGCAGCUGGAAGAUUUGAGCACAUUCUGACCAGCUUUGUCACCGUUUCCUAUACUCUUUGGUAAAAAACCGAGGGGAAACAGUUUUGAUUGUAUCGACUUCGAGCUCAUUUUCUUGAACAGUUAUCAAUCGAGGUAUGUCUCUGCAAAGUAUUGGCUGGAACUGACGGUUGAACGAGUGGGAGGGGAGAUAAUGGUGUUAGUGGUCACAAAGUGUUACUGUAAUGUGUAAAUCUUAUAUUUUGGAAGUUUUGGAGACAGUUCGGCC
This is a messenger RNA of Marchantia polymorpha subsp. ruderalis, 1662 nucleotides long. NCBI's taxonomy places the organism in Eukaryota, Viridiplantae, Streptophyta, Marchantiopsida, Marchantiales, Marchantiaceae. The record is from the annotation of a GenBank genome assembly.